Tympanuchus pallidicinctus (lesser prairie-chicken) is the source of this 2607-nucleotide messenger RNA. It is a transcript of the gene IL33R, whose product is annotated as interleukin 1 receptor like 1. The record is from RefSeq and is a predicted model, not a curated record. Gene Ontology annotation, molecular function: interleukin-1 receptor activity; interleukin-33 receptor activity; interleukin-33 binding. The transcript has 11 exons. The coding region runs from base 231 to 2000 and encodes 589 amino acids. Lineage: Eukaryota; Metazoa; Chordata; Aves; Galliformes; Phasianidae. Gene Ontology annotation, biological process: signal transduction.
UGUGAGAUAGCCAGGAAUUAGUCAGCAGGUUUAUUGCAGUACGAUCAAGAUAAAGUGGCAUAGUCUGUGAUUAACAGAAAGCCGAUGCCCUUGGCAAAAGACAUCUGAAUGAUAGGAACUAGGAGAUCCCCUCUCUGAUAUGCACUGAAAGCUAUUACAGCCAUUUGCAAGUUCUGUUCUGUUCAGUGGGAGGUGUCUCAAAUGCUGCUAUAAAUUCUGCUCCUCCAGAUAUGCAUUGCAGAAGCCAGUUAAAAAGCAUUCCCAGUAAUCUGGUACAAGUAAAGGACUCAGGUCAGAGCAAAGCACUUCUCUACUGUGUGAAUUUCCAGAAGACUUACAUGAACAGCAUUACAGUUUGUUGGCAAAUCCACUUUUGGAAAAAAUAUCAUGAAAUGUUUCUAGAGCAGUUCCCUCUGGAGGAGCAAGGAGCUAAGCCUGAUAGACUGCUACUUCUAACACAACAAGAUGAUGCAAUUGAAGGUGAGGCUUUAGUUGUAAGAUGUCCUGAAAAUGAUUUAUCUGCAAAAGUCACCUGGUAUCACACAGACACAAGGAAAAGAAUUCCUGAAGAGGAAGAGGGAUCACGAGUAUUUUCAAAAGAACUGCUUCUUUGGUUUCUGCCAACUUCUUUAGAGGAUUCUGGAAACUACACUUGUCUUAUAAAUUAUCCAGAUGGGAGCAAAAAAGGGCGCAAAAUGAAUGUUCAGGUGCAUCCAUACAAACAAGGAAUGUGUUUCCCAAGCCGGAUACUUUAUGCAAAUGAAACUAGAAAAGGAAAAAUUUCUUGUCCUACAUUUAAGAAUUAUGAGAACGCUACUAUCAUCCAGUGGUAUAAGGACUGCAGACCUCUACAGGGAGAAAGAUAUUUCAUGCAUGAUCCUUAUAUUUUCAUUGAAAACCUGAAUAAAGAGGACGAUGGUUAUUAUACUUGUCAGUUUAUUUAUACUCACAGAGGAAAGGUGUUCAAUGUAUCAGCAACAAGGAUCUUUAUAAGUGAAGCAAAGCACUCAUCUCUACCUGUUCAAAUUUUAUUUCCAAAAGAUGAAGAUGUAAUAGAAGCGGAGCUUGGUGCUGCUUUUUCUCUGAAAUGUCAGGCCCGGUUGGGGAUUAAGAAACAGCCUAUAGCUGUUGUCACAUGGGAUGUGAAUGAGAUGCCAGCAGAAUAUGCAGAUGAAGGAAAAAUUCAUCAAGAAAUUAUUUAUUUUGAAGGACAGCACCAAGAGUACUAUGGAGAGGCAACUUUGACCAUCAGUAAUAUAGAACAUACAGAUUUGCAGUCAAGUUUCUCAUGUGUAGCGAUGAAUGAAAUGGGAAACACAAGGAGCACGGUGACGUUACGACUCAAAGAAAAAUCAGGUCCUAAUGUCCUCAUGAUUGCUGGAUUUCUAGUUCUGUUAAUGUCAGUAGCAGUCUCUGUUGUACUGUAUCAGUCCUUCCGAGUCGAUAUCACCCUGUUGUAUCGGGACUUGUUUCAGGCCUAUUCAGUCAAGGAUGAUGGGAAGAUAUAUGAUGCCUAUGUUAUUUACCCCCGGAACCACACCAGUGAAGCUACUUUUGUAGAAUAUUUUGUUUACCAAAUUAUGCCAGAUAUUCUGGAAAAUAAAUGUGGCUAUAAAUUAUGCAUUUAUGGCAGAGAUACAUAUCCUGGAGAAGAUAAAGCGAAUGCAAUUGAGAAGAGGAUACAGAAGAGCAGACGGUUGAUCAUCCUUCUCACACAGCAGCUGAUUAACUGUCAAGAACUUAACUAUGAUCAACAUAUUGCUUUAUAUAAUGCCCUCAUUCAAAAUGAUACAAAGGUGAUCCUACUGGAAAUGGAGAAGAUGGGGACUUAUGAGAAUCUUCAGGAAUCUCUUAGGUACAUCAUCAAGCGUCAAGGUACUGUCAAAUGGAAAGAGCAGCACACUGUGCACCCACAGUCAUCCAAUUCGAAGUUCUGGAAACACGUGAGGUACCACAUGCCAGUGACGUUCAGAUCCUCAGACCCAGCUAAUGCUGGGUGAGCAGUCUACCCAAGAAAAUGGUACUUCAUCAAGUUGAACCAUCAGUGUAUGAUUUUCUUUUUGCUAUCAGUAGGUACAUUAUUUUGCAGCCUGGACAUAUGUCUGCAUUUUCCCCCACAUCUUUCAGCCACCCGGUUGAGUAACGAUAAGGGAAAUGAAUGGAGAAGGUCUUGGAGCUGAGGGAAUUUUGUUGAGGUUUGAGAACUCUGUAAGUGAAUCAUUCCAGGCAGACAACAGAAUUUUGCACAUCACAGGAAACAGAAUCUACCCAUGCCCUUCCUAUAUAUACUUGUAUAUAUUGCUGAAUUUUUGGUUCUGAAUAUUCUGUAGAUUUACUUUAUCUUUCUAAUACAGUCGAUCAAACAUAAAUGCCUUCUGUCCUAUUUGAUUGGAAAUUAUCAUGUUGUGUUCUUCACUUUAUCCACCAUGUGUUCCUUUUUGAUUCAGUAGUAUUACUCAUACCAUGAAAUUUAAUCUUUCCUUAGCAGGGAUGCUUCAAGAGAGGCUCUUUAGAGACUAAUGUGAAUACAGCAUUUAUUAGAAAUGCAGUCUAAAGGAAAAUGUACACAUACUGAUCGACCAAUAUAUAUUAAAUAUAUUCACACAU